AUUAAUAAAAUAAUUCAUAAGUAGACAGCGGGCGGCCUCAAUCUCGUCUUUGCCUCAAACUCUCUCUCUCCUUUUUCUAGGGCUUUCCACGAUCAAAGCCCAUUCAUACUCUCUCUCUCUCUACUUUCUUGUGAUCAGGUUGAAAAGUCCUUCAUAUGCAAGCAAGCAGUAGUCCGCGGCAAUAAAUUGAGUAAUUAGAGGAUAAGGGAAUUCCUCUUCUCCAGUUGAAACCUGAAAAUGCCGUUAACCGAUCAGGAAAAGGAGCUUCGAGUCCAUUCUCGGUCCUCCACUGACUUCCUUGCAGCUGUACCGAUCAAGAAAAGACGUUUUCUUUUCCGUCGAUCUCCAUCUCCUCCACCUGAGUUACCAUCUCCAGUUCUUGGUGAUUGCAGCAUACCUGAUAAUAAACCAGAAUCUCCAGGGUUUGGGCUUCCUCAUUCAAGAACCGAAGGUAAUUCUGUUCAGGUCAAUACUGUGACAGGAAAAGUUGCUGCUUGUAAAUCUUGUGACCAAGCAACUGAUCCACCAUCGCCAACACCUGCAAACAGUGUCCCACCCAAUGAUAAACUUGAAUCCUCCGAGCAUGUGUCCACUCUAAAUACAGGUGAUCGAGCGGACUUUUUCAGCAAAGAAGCACAAGCAGAUUGUAGUACAUCUGACAAGAAGGCUGAUUCUUCGAAGUCUGUUUCUUGUUUGCCAGAAAGUGGGAAAGUUAAUGUUCAAUUACGUGCUACGAAAGGUGAAGUUUCUUCUUGUGAACCUAGUGAGUUGUCACUAACACAAGCGGACUGUGUUCUGCCUGAAAGCAAACCUGACGCCACAAAGUCUGGUUCUCCUUUUUUAAAAAUUGGAGGUACCACUGCUAAAGUGAACGCUGAGACAGGUGAACAUGCUUGUGAGCCUAGUGUGUUGUCAUUACCAAAGCCAACAGGUUGUGGUAUAUCUGAAAAGAAUUUUGCGUCCGUAAAGCUUCCUAUUUCGAAGUCGAGAUGUGAUCCUGCCCAAGUCAAUUCUGUAACAGGGAAUGAUGGUUUGAUUGAACCUUGUGAAAAGGCAAAGCCAACAGAUUGUGGCAUAUCUGAAAAGGAUUUUGUGUCCUUAAAGCCUGAGUCUCCUAUCUCGAAGUCCACAGGUGAUCCUGCCCAAGUCGGUUCUGUAACAGGGAAAGAUGGUUUGAUUGGACCUUGUGAAAAGUCAAAUACUAGAGACUUAAACAUCAUUCCGAAGUUUGAAAUGCUGCCUAAUUGUAAUGACCAAGGAUCCGGGUUGUACUUGGGUGCUAAUUCUGUUGAUGAAACUGCUAAUACACAAGACAUGGUUUUUAGCAACAAAUGUGCAACAUUGCCGGUGACUGGAAGCACAGUAAUUAGUUCUGCAGCAAAACAGACUUUUGUGGUGCCUAGAGGACAGGGGAAUGCUGAAGGUAAGGUUACUCACAGAGAAGGAAUUUCUUUCAAACAAGGAUUGGAGCUGAAGAAUGUCGAAAGUGAAUCCAGGAAUGCAAAAAUUAAAGCAGACUCUGGUAUUCUGUAUCUAAAUAGAUCAAACUGGGAUUUGAAUACGAUGAUGGACACAUGGGUAGAUUCUUCUGCAGAUUCUUUACUGAAUAAUGAAACUGGUGAUCAGGACAGGCUAGUUCUUGGAGGCAUCCAGCAACGAGGUCGGAAACAGAUGUUAUUUAGGGAACACAAUGGAACUGAUAUAAUAUCAGGAAGUAGUGUGCGACAUAAAGUUGAUUCAAAUCCUGAGGCUUCCCUAGAGUUGCAGCUUAAGCCGCCUUCUUUACCUGAUCCUUGCAUUUCAUUAGGAAAACAUGAAGCUAUUACAGACAAGUCAUUUUUAAGCCUUGCUACUAAGCCUAUGAUGUCUACUAUCAGCCCACCAUUGGAUAUUGGUACAACUAUAAAAUUAGAACCAAUUGAGAAAGAUCAAAAGGAGACAGCUAUGGUUCAGUUGGGUUUGCUGAAAUCUUUAGAUUUGAAACCCGUCAAGUCCGAAUCAUGUGGAGAAGAAAUCUCGAAAACAACUAUCUCUAGCAACUUGAACUUGGCAUGUAGUAAAUCUGUAAAGCCAGAGCCACCUACAGAGCGACCCGAAAAUCAAUCUCAAGUAAAUGCUAGGAAUUCUGAACAUAUGGGGCUAAAAAGUUCACCUGAAAACACACUAGUCCAUCAAAAUGCUGGGAAAUACAAUAACAAGGCCUUAAAUUUGGCAUCUAAGCCGCUUGUUUUGAAUACUCUGCUGAGGCCUUGUACGAACUUUUCCAAUGAUUCCUCCAGUAUAGCUAACAAGGUUAAUCAAGCUCCAAGUUCUGCAGAUUGUAUUCCUACUUUCACUUCAAGUACCCAAGUUACAAGCAUAACUGCUAUUGAAUCAUCAGCUUUGAUGACAAGAUUAAAUGAAAUGAAUUUAUCCCCGGAGGCAUUGCUAUCUGAUCCUUUAACUUCUAAUACUUCCAAGACUGGAGAAAAUAUCCCUGCAGAAGGUGAAUUCAGUUUUGCUAGCCAAAAGGAUCCUUCAAAUAUGCAUCACUUGUCCAAUGAUAGCCAAAAGGAUCCUUCAAAUGUGCAUCACUUGUCCAAUGAUACUUCGGCAGAAGAUAUUCUUAAAAAACCAUGUGUAACUAGUGAGAUUAUCGAGUCUGAUGAAGUUCUAGAUAAAGUUGGAGUGUCAUCUGAAGUUCUAGAAGAACAUAGGGACAAAACAUCCAAAUCAGGUAACCUUCAUGUUUCAGAAGAAUCGAUGAACACAACUCCUAAACAGGGUGGGAAAAGUGACGAGGAUUUUGAGGAUGGUGAAGUGAGGGACCCAGCAUUAAAGAAGACUGUUGAAGGUUCUUGUGAUCUUGCCCAAGAGCAAUCCUUGAAAGCUUCUGAUUCUAUUAGUCCUGUUGAUGUUCCUGUUUCAAUGCCAUUACCUUCAGUUGAAAAGGAGAUUAAAUUAGAAAGUCCUAAAGAGGAAAAUGUUUGUGGUUCUAAGGAGAGUGAAAAUGGUCUUCUUGAUGACAAGAUCGAAUCUUGCUCCUCGGAUGUUGGAGUGCCUACCACUGACUUUUGUGACAAGAGCCUAAGCAAAACAACUGGCAAGACUUUAGGGGAUCACCUGAAGAAUGAUGAGAGUAUUGAGAAAGAAAUAAAAUCUAGUGACCUUAGUUCACUCACAAAUCUAGCAGAUAGUCAAUCUGAUGCAGCUGGCGGGCAGCAGAAUGCUGAAGGACCCGAACUUGCUAAAGAUCAUGUUUCAGGCAAAGCUGAGCCCUCUGAUAAGGGAAGUGUGACAAAAGUUGCUAACGAUAGAGGCAACAAUAGACGGAUUAUCUACCUGAACCCUGCUUCCAAUUGCUCGGCAUCAGGAAAGAGGAAAUCGACUUUGGACAGAUCUAUGUCCUCUCAAGGAGAGAGAGAAAGGCCUGUUGAUAGAUCAUACGGGGUCGAAAGAUCACGUUCUCGAGGACACGGAGAUGAAUCCAGCAAUGAAAGGCCUCGAAGGCUUGGACAUGAGAGGAACUAUGGACGGCCAUUCGAGAAAUGUAAUGUGCACAUCAGGAAUAGGGCUAACAGGCUAAAUGCUAUGUGUGGUGAUAGAAAUUCUAAUGUUGACCAACUAUUGGACCAAAUGAAUACUUCAACUGGUAUCAGAUAUUCUCGACCGAUAAACAAUGAUGAAGUUUCUAUUGAUGGAUCUUUGGAUGGAUCUAGCCGACUAAGGAGGAAGCUCACGAGUGAAGAAAUGGAAGACCUGUCCCAUUUACAAUGCCAAAGACGAUCAUUUGAGGGUCGAGUACCGAUGCCAUUGGUUCGUCGUCCUACUGGAAGAGAAGUCCCAGAUUUUGUGUCACUCUCAAACCCACGGUCUCAUUUUGAACGAGCUGAAGGGAUUGUCAUACGUAGAGAGAGGAGAAGCUUAUCGCCGACAAUGAGAAGCUUAUCACCUACAUUGAGAAGAGGAGGUCCUCAAUCAUCACCAGGAUCUCAACAGAGAAGGCCUUCAGAUGUCUUCAGUAGAACCCGAGAAUUUAUGCAGCACAGAUCUCCACCGAUUAUGAGGCUUAGCAGGAGACAAUCACCUCAAGAACGCCGGUGCUUUCCUGAAGAGAGAAUAGUUAGAAGACGAGGUCCUCCUUAUGACAUCGUAGAUGUUGGUCCCCCGAGAGAAGAAUUUCCAAGGAACACGAGGAGGUUUAAUAUGGCAGACCCUCGAGGAAUUACGGAAGAAGAAGAUUACUUUGAUCUUCGAGAGUUUGACGAUAGAUUUGUUGACAACAGAAGGUGCAUUGAUAGGCGGGGACCUAUUCGUUCUUUUAGGCAGCAUUGUGUUGAUAAUGAUGGGAGUGAGAGCUUCCGCUUUCGCGGUGAAGCUCCUCCUUCUAGGGUUCUAAGGAUGCACACUGACGGUAAUGAUGGUUUUACUGAAGAUAGCGGCCCAUCCAGGGAUUUUGAUGUGAGGUUUAGGAACCGGUUGGGGAAUUCAUCAAAUAGACUGAGAGGAAUUGUCGAGGAGCAGGAAGAUAACUACAGGCAUCAUGGGGAGCAGCAGGAGUGGCGUGAUUCUGGCUUCAAUAACGCUAGACCAAAGAGACGAAGGUUUUAAAGUUUAUACAUUAGCUUAUCGGGUUUGAACAAAAUGAUGGCCUAGAUCCGAGAUUUGGGUUUGUCCAGUUCAUGGGACCAUGCAAGCAGAAAUCUUCAUAUAUGAUAACGUGUAUACUUUUGGACUUGGUCUCCUGAAAUCUUACUACUGGCCCUAUACUUCAGUGUACAUUAGCAAUAAGUUUGGCAUUUGCCACUUCUUUUCGCGUAAUCUACAGGUCGUUAUAUCAAGAAGUUACAACCCUAUGCAGGUAAUUUUGGAUUGUUAACAGGGCUGUUGUGUCCUCGAGGGCUGGUUUGUCCUCGGGACGAUGGUUGACUGCUUGGUGUGUUGUUGAUGUGACAUAUAUAUCGUAGCCAUUACCUAUGAUCUUAGUUUGUUGAUGAUCUAGGUUACUACCCUGGGACAUUGCUUCUGACUAUGAGGAACUGGAGAACACGCAUGAACUGCUCAUUUCAUGACAUCGACUUGAAACUGCUGAAGCUUUUCACGGUGUAAAAUCGAAGGGAGACUCGUAUUUUGCAAAGGUUUCACUUCCUUGUGUUGUGGCAGCUUAAUGUCGCUGGUGAGUGAUCAUAACCUGCGAGAGAACUUCAGUCGACUGAGCUUGAGGAGUCUCAUGUCAAUAUUUUUUUCUACCAACAGUUUGGUAGGCUCCCUCUCACACAUGCAAGGUCCCAUGUGAAGUUAGCAUUCAUGAAAGCUGCUAAUCUGUGACCGACUUGAAUAUUGUUUUCUGAUCUGCUUAUCUUUAACGCAGAACUUUGAUUGACACACAGAUUGAAAAGAAUGUGAUGAUCGAUUAAGAAGAAUAUGAUAAUAUUUAACUUGGCAGAGAAUUUAACCUUUUGUAGGACUGAAUAGAAGAAUAUGGUUCAUGUGGCCGAUUCGAAAAUCUGAGAUCAAAUUCUUUGUUGUUGUUGUUGUUGUUGCAUCUGUUAAUAGCCAGCCUCCAAUUAAGUUUGAA
Messenger RNA from Asparagus officinalis (garden asparagus), 5557 nucleotides. RefSeq lists its product as uncharacterized. Lineage: Eukaryota; Viridiplantae; Streptophyta; Magnoliopsida; Asparagales; Asparagaceae. The transcript is spliced from 4 exons. Bases 238 to 4590 code for a protein of 1450 amino acids. The record is from RefSeq and is a predicted model, not a curated record.